AUGCAAGAGGGUUUCUACAUGGGAGCUUGGAAUUUGCAUUUGGGGUCUGAGAAGUUUCCCCUUCUGCUUGGUCAGAUGAGAAAUGAGAGUGGUUCUCUGGGCCAAGGGUGCCUGUCAGGCUGGAUUGCCCUUGAAGAAACCUUCUAUAUACUUUUCCAGUCAUUGGAAAGAAAGAAAGAGGGGGGGGGAACCAAACAAAACAGAAAGAGCUGUUCUUCAUUGAGACAGACAUAUGUUAAGUAUCAGUUUCAAUUUGUUUCCAUUCAUCCUGACUAUCAUACAUUUAGUGAUCGCAUGCUAGUAAAUUCGCAAAACUACAACCUCAAGUAG
Podarcis lilfordi (Lilford's wall lizard) is the source of this 330-nucleotide messenger RNA. NCBI's taxonomy places the organism in Eukaryota, Metazoa, Chordata, Lepidosauria, Squamata, Lacertidae. The record is from the annotation of a GenBank genome assembly.